Messenger RNA from Penicillium cinerascens, 762 nucleotides. RefSeq lists its product as uncharacterized. The coding region runs from base 25 to 762 and encodes 245 amino acids. NCBI's taxonomy places the organism in Eukaryota, Fungi, Ascomycota, Eurotiomycetes, Eurotiales, Aspergillaceae. The record is from RefSeq and is a predicted model, not a curated record. The transcript is spliced from 2 exons.
GGUGGAAGUCAAGAAAAAGAUCUAAUGGCAAUUCUGAUGGAUCUCAAAGCUGUGCCAACACUUCGAGGUGCUCGCAAAAAACAGUCAUAUCUCUCAGAAUGUUUCGGUAACGGGCUGCCCAAAGAGGAGAACGAUGAAGAUCUAAGAAAAGAACGCUGCCGUGAGAAAUUUGACAUGCUCUCUUUCUUUCUCAGCAGGGUUCGCACAUUUGAGAAAUGGGAUCUGGAGACCCAGUCGCGGAGAGAUGGUGAGCCUCUCUUGGUGGAAUUGCGAGAGGCGAAGAUUGAUGCCUUACGUGCAGACCUUGCGCGUAUCCAAGCGGAAUGCGAACUGGCCUUCCCAAACCAGAGAGUCAGCUCGUUAAGCCAUGAAGACAUCGACAGUAGCAUGUUUCACAUCAUGACAGCCAAAGCACUGUGCCUCUGCUCUACAAUCAUGCUACAUCGAGCCAUUGAUUCAACAGUCCGAACAGACCCGGAAGCCCAAUCUGCAGCUCGCAACUUGAUUCGUAUCGCUCGGCUUUUCCGAAAAGCAAAACGCCUCGAGACACCCUGCUCUGUCAUCUGGCCUCUUCCGAUAUUCAUUGCUGGAAUUGAGAUAGCCGAUGAGAUAUACCAAGAUUGGACUGUUGAGUAUAUGCGGGAACUCGGACAUUGGGGAGCUCAUGUUGUCAAAGGGAGAGAAUUGAUGGAGCAGACGUUACGGUGGCAGGAGAAACAUGGGCGCAGGGCUAGUAUCACGGAUUAUCUUGUGCAAUAUUAA